AGAUUGUCUUCCUUUUAUAAGUAUCUUGUCGGUGGUUUGCGGAAUGAGAAUCCAAUAUGGCAGCCAUCGUGAUAUCUGCAGAAGUCAGUGUCGUGGAAAUGUUUUGAACUCGUUGAGUAAUCGUGACAACCGGUCGACAUACUACGCAUAGACGUAUUUGAAGCACAAACUAAAAUACCAACGACACGUGCUUCACUCAGCGGUUCCAGUAGAACAGUAGAUUAGUUAGCAUCUAAUAAUUUGCUAAUUUACUAACGACACUUGUUGAAAACCUGAUCUUCUGAAAGAAACAUCGAACAACCAUGGGAAAGCAGAACAGCAAACUAAAACCAGAAGUCUUAGAAGAUCUCAAACAAAAUACUGAAUUUACGGAUGCGGAAAUUCAAGAGUGGUACAAAGGAUUCCUAAAGGACUGCCCAAGUGGACAUCUUAGUGUAGAAGAAUUUAAGAAGAUAUAUGGAAAUUUCUUCCCUUACGGUGACGCUUCAAAGUUUGCAGAACAUGUAUUCAGAACAUUCGACGCAAACGGCGAUGGAACAAUUGACUUUCGAGAAUUUUUGUGCGCUCUGAGCGUAACAUCUCAUGGUAAAUUAGAACAGAAAUUGAAAUGGGCCUUCAGCAUGUAUGAUCUUGAUGGAAACGGCUAUAUUUCGCGACAAGAAAUGAUGGAAAUUGUAACUGCAAUCUACAAAAUGGUAGGUUCCGUGAUGAAAAUGCCGGAAGAUGAAUCUACACCUGAAAAAAGAACCGAUAAAAUAUUUCUACAAAUGGACAAGAAUAAAGAUGGAAUAUUAUCACUUGAUGAAUUUAUAGAGGGUGCAAAAAAUGACCCGUCUAUUGUGCGACUGUUGCAGUGCGAUCCGAGUGCACAAGCUCAGUGAAGCCUUGGGCCGAUCCGCAAGUAUUACUGUAUCAUCUAUAUACGUGAAUCGGGAACCGAUCCGAUAGUACCCCAUAUAAAAAAAACAUUACGAUCAUAAGGAACAUGCAGAACGUUUUUGUUGAACUAUUUAAUUCAUUUUAAUACUAAUUUUUCAUAACAUUUUUAAACAAUUUGCUUAUUUUCAUUUAUUUUCCAUGUAAUAAUUAUUUUAGUUCGCAAAAACUAAGAAAUAAACAACGUACAUUUUCUUCAUGAACGUAAAUGUUGUUUAAAAUCAUAGAUAAUAAGGAAAGGUGAUAUUUUUAAAUUGGACCGGUUCCCGGAAAGGUCCAGGGCCACUGGGCCCAUGGCGCUUGCGCAUACCGCAAGCUAGUCUAUAAGACUAGUCCAGUUGCUCCGUCUCAUAAACGGAUCAGUUUUAAACAAAAAGGCUUAUUACGUUUUUGGACGUAUUAAUCUUCGUGUGCUGCGUACGACGAAGGACCUGCAGAGCUAUCCACACUCUGUGAUUUGAAAAAAUAUCUUAGUCCAUAGAUAGAACCGAGAAUCUGCUUCAUCCAACGUUGAAAAUCACAACACUGUUGAUAAAUUUAAUGUCUAUAACAGUGAUCCUCAUCUUUGUUCGGUUACAUGUAAUAAUUAACGAAAUAUUAAUUGUUAUAUGUACAUAAAAUAUUCUGUAUUCUUGCACUGUUUGUCAAGUUUGAAAUUCAACUUUAACAAAUUUAAUAGUUUUACUUACGUACAUACAAGCACCAUGGUUUGUCACAGAAAUGUACGAUUUUUCUAAUUGUUUUUGAUUAUGCUGAUAAAUAACGAUAAAAUAUUUCAAUACAUUUUUUAGCAGUUGUCUUUAGUAAAAAUUCCCGCCAUAUUCAAUUUAAAAUUCAAUUGAGUAUUAAACACGAUAUUUGAUUUUUAUCAGCUAUUGUAUACAGCAUAUGUCUCCUAUUUUAUAGUCACGUGCAAUGGAUUUACAGUUGUCUGUGUGUGAUGUAUACAAUGAUUCCUUCAGUUUCAAAUUUUUACGUAUAUCAUUUUUCUUUAAGAAUAUACACGAUCCAAUGUGAAGGAUAUUCUGAAGUACAGUUACUUUAUUUCAAAAUUUCUACUUGUAUUAUAUUAUUGGUACGAAUCUAAAAAUAGACACAUUCUGAACUUUAUGUAAAAAAUUAUUAAAAUGAAAAUUUGGAUCAAUAUAAUGCAAAACUGUGAAUUAAAGUAUAUUAUUAAAUAUGUUACAAAAUUUUUUUAAUUGCACUGUUAGAUCUACUAUAGUAAUUAAUUAUUUGAAAUACAAUAUUUUUUACUAUU
Messenger RNA from Nomia melanderi (Alkali bee), 2197 nucleotides. It is a transcript of the gene Nca, whose product is annotated as neurocalcin homolog. The record is from RefSeq and is a predicted model, not a curated record. Gene Ontology annotation, molecular function: calcium ion binding. Lineage: Eukaryota; Metazoa; Arthropoda; Insecta; Hymenoptera; Halictidae.